Messenger RNA from Aphanomyces invadans, 2153 nucleotides. RefSeq lists its product as hypothetical. The coding region runs from base 20 to 1876 and encodes 618 amino acids. The record is from RefSeq and is a predicted model, not a curated record. The transcript has 10 exons. Gene Ontology annotation, cellular component: vacuole; CORVET complex. NCBI's taxonomy places the organism in Eukaryota, Oomycota, Saprolegniomycetes, Saprolegniales, Verrucalvaceae. Gene Ontology annotation, biological process: vesicle-mediated transport; intracellular protein transport.
CGCCAUCACUGCGGUCGAGAUGGCCGAACCAUGCUCACUGGAGAAGAGCGCCUUCUCGCUAAAACUUAUACGGGAGGCGGCCACGGAGAGUUUCUGCCAGCUUCUGGGGUCUCUGAACCUCGGUGACGUCGAACUCUUCGUGGAGGCCCGGUUACUGUCGUUGUUCCACUACUUCGCAAAUGUCGGCGGCGACGACUUGCACUCGCUAUGUGUGCGAGAUAUUCAUUCGCUUAUGCUGCCGUCAGCACAUCCAAUGCCGCGCUCAACUGUCGUGUACAUGAUCCGUCCACGAACUGCCCACGUCCAUCUCGUGGCUCAACAUCUCCAGCAACUCCCCGCCGGCACUUCGGCUGUGCUGUUUCAUACAGGUUCAUGGAAUGCCCUAUGCACCGACGUGUUGGUUCGUGCCGGUGUCGACAAACAAGUGGUUGUCCAUGCAUACAAGCUCGGCUUCAUUCCACUCGACAACGACAUCCUCACAUUGGCCCACGACACGGCUUUGCGCGACUGCUACAUCCACGGCAACAAGACAUGUCUCACUGAACUCGGACACGCCCUCCAUGUGCUCCAGCAGACAGCAGGAGAUAUCCCCACCGUGCAUUACAAAGGCGAGUUGUCCAAAGCGGUGUGGAAGGCGCUGUCUGAAUUCAACGCAACGACGCCGCCGCCGGCGACACGACUGAAGAAGCUGUGCAUUGACCACAUGAUCCUCCUCGACCGAAAGCUUGACUACAUCGCGCCGUUGUCGACACCGCUCACGCACGAGGCGUUGCUGGCAGAGUUGCUUGGGCUCCAGGAUGGUGUGGUCACUGUGGGCGCAGCUCCAUCUGCGGACGGCGACGCUGCGACGAGCGCUGCCCCGUCUUCGACAGUAGGCGAACAGGUGACAUGGGCACUGAACGGAGACGAUCCGGUCUUCCAAGACAUUCGUGACAAGCACAUCCAAGCGAUCGGACCUUACCUGCACAGCACGAGCGCCGUCUUCGCUGAGGAGCGCAAGCACAUGGAGCGUUUGCUUCACGCCGAAUCCACCACGGUAAAACAACUGGACGAGCUCGGCGCCAGCAUGAAUCAGCACAUGGUACGCCGUUCAAUUUCACCGAUGCGUGUGCGCCAUCCGUUUCGUCAGGACAAAGUCGCGAUGCUGAGCAAGCACAUUGCCCUGGCGGAGCUCGUACAGGCCACGACCAAGUCGAAGUCGUUCAAAAAUCUGUGGCAACUCGAAAAAGCCAUACUGGAGAGGCAGCCCCACCUCGGAGACAUCGAAGCUCUUGUGUGGCAGCUCACACCCGCCUACACAGUCCUCCGCAUGUUAUGCCUGCAUAGCUUGGCGAACCAAGGCCUGCCGAAGGCCUCGUACAUGCAGUUGAAGACCCAGUGCCUGCACUUGUACGGCUACGAGUACUUGCACGUGUUUGAGAGCUUGGAAGCGAUGGGGCUCCUCACGACGGGCUCAACGGCGGCGGCGCCACCGACGACGACACCAACCAACCCGUUGGUCGCGUGGGACCUCACUGGCCACUUUGAUUGCGACCCGUGUAAUCCCGACGAUGCGUCGUUCGUUGCAGGGGGAUAUUGCCCCCUCUUGAUCAAACUCGUUCAAGCGGCGCUGAGUCGAGACGGGUGGACGCCUCUGACCGCUCGUUUGAACAUGCUGCCAGGACCAUCCGCGGUCCUCGCCGCGGCAUCCAAGCCCAAACGGACGAAACGCGUGCUUGUCGUGGUCGUGGGGGGCAUUUCACCCCUCGAGAUCUCGGCCCUCCGCUUCCUUGGAAAAAAGCUGAAGGUAUCGUUUAUCGUCGCCAGCGACGCGAUCUUGUCGGGCAAGGCGUUCAUGGGGCAAGCCUUGGAACCGAUGGGAAAUGGACUCCAAUAGCAGAGCUCUCAGAGUCAAGACGAAAUCAAGAGGGACGCCAUGCCGUGCCGCGAUGCGACCAUCGUUGCACGGGUGAUAUCACCGGGGAGGCUUUCCACCGCUACCGUCGCGGUCCAAUAUGACGACGCACGCGGCGUCAACGGUGCACGACAUAAAUGCAUACGUGUAUCGUUGUGGCGAAUAUCCUGCGCGAUCCAACCAACCUGUCGACCUUGUGUCGACUCUGCCAUCGCCUCGAGAUUGGACGGAGUGCACCAUGAUGAUGGCAGGACGUAGA